Molecule: messenger RNA, 4644 nt
Organism: Polistes dominula (European paper wasp)
Lineage: Eukaryota; Metazoa; Arthropoda; Insecta; Hymenoptera; Vespidae
Gene: syd
Product: JNK-interacting protein syd
Biological process (GO): vesicle-mediated transport
Cellular component (GO): cytoplasm
Molecular function (GO): signaling receptor complex adaptor activity; kinesin binding; MAP kinase scaffold activity
Source: RefSeq, a predicted model, not a curated record
UCUAAUAAAAAUAUAUGAUUUUUUAUUGUUUCUUUAAUGGAACGAUGCCAAAGCCACCUAACGGACGAGGUCAUGCAUUUGCUUGCAUUUGACCAAGCGCAGUUUUAGGAUCUAUUUGUGAACACAUUGAGGAAUAGUAGUAUAUAGUAAAAUUCGGUUCUGCAGAAAAGAAGAAAAAAAAAUGGCGAACAUUCGCGAGUGAGGAAUGAAUCUGAUGGUGAAGGUAUUGACGACGAGACAGAGCACUUGUUAAAUAUCGAAAAAGGAAAAACUUUGUAGACGCAAAUAAAAACUAUUUGCCAGCACGUUGAUUGCGAAACGUCAUAAAACAAUUCAUACGAAUCGAACGAGUUCGUAGUGCAAGACGAAUAACUUUUUCAUUUAUAAAGGUUAUCUCUCUCAAAUGCUGCAUGACAAAUAAAUGUUAACAAAAUGGAUAAUGUAUCGAAGGAUUCAUCGACCUCACAUUAUACUUCGUGGUGAUUUGAUUUAAUUUUUAUUUUAAAGGGACAUUUUAUUCAUCAAUAGCGUCAGACCUACAAUGAGUGUUACAAAAUGCAGAGCAGAAUAAUGCAACGAUUAUCAAUAUAUAUAUACAUUUUCUAAUAUCGAUAGCUAUAUAUACUUUGGAUAUAUGCUAACAAACCAAAAAAUGGAUCAAGAAACGGUAUAUGGUACACAUGAGGACAGUCAUGUUGUCAUGUCAGAGAAAGUUCAGUCUUUGGCAGGCAGUAUUUAUCAAGAAUUUGAAAGAAUGAUUGCAAGAUAUGACGAAGAUGUUGUAAAAGACCUAAUGCCUUUGCUAGUCAAUGUUUUAGAAUCUUUAGAUGUAUCUUAUACAGAAAAUCAAGAACGCGAAGUUGAAUUAGAAUUAUUAAGAGAGGAUAAUGAACAGCUAGUUACGCAAUAUGAGAGAGAAAAACAACUGAGGAAAACAUCUGACCAGAAAUUGCUCGAGUUGGAAGAUGUUGCAGAAGACGAAAGGAAAGAAUUAUUAUCCAAAAUCGACAGUUUAGAAUCAAUUGUAAGGAUGCUGGAGAAGAAAGCUAAGAAUUCACAAGACCACGUGGCACGUCUUGAAGAAAAGGAAGUUGAACAGAAACGUGAAUACACACGUAUACAUGACAGAUAUACAGAAUUAGUUAGGACACAUUUAGAGUACAUGGAGAGAACAAAAAUGUUGGUUGGUAGUACGGAAAGAUUAGAAAAUGCGUCCGGUGGUCGGGGUCCACCAAAAUAUCUUUCUCAUGAUUUAGCACAUAUGUCAAGAAGCUCUGGUCCUUUAAGUUAUGGAUUUCAAAGUUUAGAAACUAAUACGAAUGCAGAAGUACUUUUAGACGAAAGUCCACCAAAUGCUGCUGCUAAUAAUUUAAGAACUGAAAUGUCGGAUAAUAGUAGCGAAGCUGCAAUAGAAACUUCUGACAAAAGUCAAUUAACCGAUCAGCCUGUACAAGAAAAUAAGACUACUGCAAUUUCAAGACGUGAAAGUCCUGAGACUGAAUUACCCUUUCCAGUAAUACCAUCUACACCAAGUGGAAUAGAGAAAUUAGUAACAACACCAAGUGGUGGUAGAACUAAAACUGAAAGAGAACAGAGAAGUGGUAAUACGUUGUAUCAAGAACUUAGUUUCCAAGAUGCAGAUGCAUUAGGUGAAAUAGAUGAAGGUGCAGAUAUUACAGGUAGUUGGGUUCAUCCUGGUGAAUAUGCAUCAUCGGUCAAUGACAACUUUUAUGGAAUGGGAAAAGAAGUGGAGAACCUUAUUACGGAAAACAACGAGCUGUUAGCUACUAAAAAUGCUCUUAACGUAGUUAAGGAUGACUUAAUAGUUAAAGUGGAUGAACUGACUAGCGAACAAGAAAUAUUACGCGAGGAGGUUCGUGGUUUGCAACAAACCAAGGAUCGAUUGCGUCAACGUAUUGUUGCUCUUGAAGAAGAAUUAAAGAAAGUUAAAGAGGAUGCUGAGGCUGCUGCGAAAGCUGCUAAAAGCGAUGACGAAGAGGACGUUCCAUUAGCUCAAAGAAAAAGGUUUACUAGAGUGGAAAUGGCUAGAGUUCUCAUGGAAAGAAAUCAAUAUAAGGAAAGAUUUAUGGAACUUCAAGAAGCUGUAAGGUGGACUGAAAUCAUUAGAGCUAAUAAAAUUGAUCCUUCCAAUACAUCAGGAGGAAAGGGCUCACAAUUUUGGAAGUUUUUUAGUAGUCUCUUCACAACAACUGAUCGUGGGAAUUUAGUACGCGGAGCACAUACAUUACCUCAUUUUCGCUACAGUGCACCAACAAAUCAAGUUGUUCCAGCAGUGAGCACCAUGCAUAAACAUACGAAAAAUCGUCAUGACUUUCUCGACCAAGGAGACACCAUAUCAUCUGAAAAGCUCGUUGCCCGACGAGCAAAUGAACGAAGAGAACAAUAUCGUCAAGUCAGAGCACACGUUAGAAAAGAAGAUGGUCGAUUACAAGCUUACGGAUGGAGUUUGCCAGGAAAGCCAAUAGCACCAGUAAGACAACCUGUACCAGUACCAGUAUAUUGUAGGCCUCUUCAAGAAACAGAACCAGGAAUGAAAAUUUGGUGUGGUGCUGGUGUCAAUUUAACGGGAGGUAAAACACCAGACGGUGGUUGUAUGAUUGGGGGAAGUGUAUUUUAUGCAGCUGAAGCUUCAGAAACAAAUACAAUUAAAACAGAAGCUGAAGAUGCAGUUGAACAUUUAGACAAUGAACUUCAAGAGAAUGAAAAACGUAUAUUAGAGGCUGAACAAUUGGAACAGAAACUCAGUUCUUUGGUUUGGAUUUGCACAUCAACUCAAAAAAUGUCCAAAGUUACAGUUAUAGAUGCUAAUAAUCCAGCAGAUAUCUUAGAGGUUUUCAGUGUUUGUCAAGGACAUUUACUUUCCAUUGCUAGUGUACCAGGUGCCAUGGAAAGUGAUUAUCCUAAAAAUUCGAAGGAAAAUUUAACAUAUAAACUUAAUAAUAAAAAUAAUAAUAGCAUGGAUAAUAAUAAUCAUCACGAUGAAUCGAUUAUAAUUGAACAUGUUGAUGAAAAUGAGCAGAAAAAUCAGCAAGAAGCGUCAACCUCUGCUGAAAAUAAUAAAACGGAGAAUGGCAAUUCUGUGGAUGAACAAAAUGGUGAAAUUGUUGACAAAAAUAAAGAUACUGAUCAGAAUUCAAACGCUGGACCUCAAAGUUUGGAAAGUGUAGAUAGCGAAACGGCAAAUUUAGGAAAGGUUUAUUUUAUUAAAUGCAAUUCAGAAAUAGUUAACGACGAAUUAAAUUGCAAAGAGAAUAAAAAUGAAGAAGAAGAAGAAGAAGGAGAAGAAGAAGUAGAAGUAGAAGAAGAUAAGGAAAUAGAGGAAAGUACACCUAUUGAAAAAAUGUCAUCUAUACAAUCAACUAUGUGGCUGGGAGCUCAAAAUGGUGCUGUUUUUGUACAUUCGGCUGUUGCCAAAUGGUCCGUUUGUUUGCAUUCUGUAAAAUUAAAGGAUGCGGCUGUAGCUAUCGUACACGUUCAAGGUCGUGUCCUGGUUGCUUUGGCUGACGGAACCGUGGCUUUGUUCCGAAGGGGUGCAGAUGGUCAAUGGGAUCUUUCUCAGUAUCAUGUUAUUACCUUAGGAAGUCCGCAACAUUCGAUUAGAUGUAUGUCUGCUGUUAGUGGAAAGACUGUGUGGUGUGGAUAUAGAAAUAAAAUCCAUGUGAUAGACCCUAUUAGAAUGACUGUUGAAUGCACCGUCGAUGCUCAUCCUAGAAGAGAGUCACAAGUAAGACAAUUGGCAUGGUUAGGUGAAGGCGUUUGGGUUAGCAUUCGAUUGGAUUCGACAUUAAGACUCUAUCAUGCGCAUACUUAUCAACAUCUACAAGAUGUUGACAUAGAACCUUAUGUCAGUAAAAUGCUGGGCACAGGAAAACUCGGAUUUUCUUUUGUACGAAUCACAGCUUUAUUAAUUUCCUCAAAUAGAUUGUGGAUAGGUACUGGAAAUGGAGUGAUAAUCUCAGUACCACUGUCCGAGAGUGCUGGUGGUUCAAUGGCAGUAUCCAGAAUUCAAACAGGAGCUAAUAAAGGUGAUGCACCAGGAAUUGGUGUUAGAGUUUUUGCAUCGGAACGAGGAGUUUCUGUUGGAAGUUUUAUACCAUAUUGUAGUAUGGCCCAUGCACAAUUAAGUUUUCAUGGACACAGGGAUGCUGUUAAAAUGUUUGUCGCUGUGCCUGGUCACGGUGGUCAAAGUGCUGCAACCGAUGGUUCACAGCCUGCAAUGCUUGUCUUAUCUGGAGGCGAAGGUUACAUCGAUUUUAGAGUUGGUGAUGGAGAAGAAACAGAAGAGAGUAUUGAACGGUCUAAUGCUAUAAUAGCAGCUAAUACUGACGAACAUGGUGAACAAAGUCACCUUAUUGUUUGGCAAGUACAGUGUCCAGUGCCAAUGGCCAGUUAGCCUACGAAAUGGAAAGACAACUUCAUCAUGGUGCACGACUAGCUAUAUAUAUAUUUAUAUAUAUAUAUAUCUUUCAACAAUAGUUGGUCAAUUAACGCCCACAUGUUGUUGAAAAUCAUUGAUAAAUGAUACUUGUUGAUUCAAGUAAACAAUAUGCGGUUAUAGUAUAACUAAAAACACAAAAUGGUUUCAUACAGCAGUAUAAGGAAAAGCGUUAUUAAAUAAUAAUA